AUGGAAGGGUCGCUGCUCAGUAGGGGAGGGACGGAUCAACGCGCUGUCCUUUCGGAGGGAGAUACCGCAAGACCCUCGUCUGCCUCGUCUGCAACACUCGGCGACACAGCCGUUCCUGAGAGCGUCUCUACCGAUUCGACACCUGCUCCCUGUCAACCGUCGCCUAAGGCUAAGCAGGUACUUAAAACGGAGCCGGUCCCUACCCAAUUACCGCUAAAUUCCAAGCCGGAAGCCAGUUCACCGCCUGUCCCAGGCGACCCGUCUCUUGACACUACGACGCGUGAUGGAUCUCCGGACGGAUAG
Messenger RNA from Peronospora matthiolae, 303 nucleotides. The record is from the annotation of a GenBank genome assembly. Lineage: Eukaryota; Oomycota; Peronosporomycetes; Peronosporales; Peronosporaceae.